Molecule: messenger RNA, 1167 nt
Organism: Closterium sp. NIES-65
Lineage: Eukaryota; Viridiplantae; Streptophyta; Zygnematophyceae; Desmidiales; Closteriaceae
Source: the annotation of a GenBank genome assembly
AUGGUAUCUAGAGCCAAAACCUUGGCGUUUUGUCCCAAUCUAUAUCUCUUACCACCCUUCCCUCCUCGCGGCCACCCUCCCAUACCCUCUCAUGGGCGGCCUGCGUCACCUCCUUGCAGGCGCCUUCCCCUCCCCUCGCGGUGCGCCUUCUUCUGCCGUUUCUGCACCACCUCCUCCUUCUCCCCUCACCCCAUCCGCCUCUUCACCCUCCUUCUCCUCCUCUCCUCAUUAUUUCCUCCCUUCCGUGCCUCUCCUCCCUUCCUCCACCUUCUUCCCCUCCACAUCUGCCACCUGGCUGCGUAUUACUACUUGCCACUUGGUGAUCGUGACCCUACUUCCUCCCCACAAUCCGCUCCUUCACCCUCCUCCUCCUCUUCUCUCUCCCUCUAUUUCCCCCACCCUCUCACCUCUUCCUCCGCCUCUCUUCUCUCCCUAUCUGCUGGAGCUGGUAGCUGUCCAUGUUUCAUCGCCUUCCACACCUUUCCUCCUCCUCUUCUUUCUCCCCUCAGCGGCGCAGCAGCAGACUACCCCGCCGCUAUCCCUCCUCCUCGUAUUUCUCCCCUCAGCGGCGCAGCAGCAGACUACUUCGCCACUAUCCCUCCUCUUGUUUCUCCCCUCAGCGGCGGAGCACCAGACUACUUCGCCGCUAUCCCUCCUCCUCUUGUUUCUCCCCUCAGCGGCGCAGCAGCAGACUACUUCGCCGCUAUCCCUCCUCCUCUAGUUUCUCCCCUCAGCGGCACAGCAGCAGACUACUUCGCCGCUAUCCCUCCUCCUCGUAUUUCUCCCCUCAGCGGCGCAGUAGCAGACUACCCCGCCAUUAUCCCUCCUCCUCUUAUGUCUCCCCUCAGCGGCGCAGCAGCAGGCUACUUCGCUGCCAUCCCUCCUUGUAUUUCUCCCCUCAACGGCUCAGCAGCUGACUACCUCACCCCUAUUUCUCCUCCUCUUUUCUCUCCCCACAACUGCUUUAUUGCUAUUCCCUCCCCCAUAUGGGGCCUCUUCUCACUCUUACCUCUCUUCCUCUGCGCUUCCGCCCUCAUCCUCCUUCUACCGUACCUCCUCUCCUACCCUUGCCUUCCUUACUCUCCGCUCCCUUCGCUGCCCCUUCCUCCCCUUGCACCUCUCCUCCUUGUCGUUGGACCUCCCCUCUUCUCCACUCCUCUGCUUUGA